AUGGCACUCACCCUAUUUAUCGCAACAGCAUCAGUGGUGCUGCUGGUAACCCUUGCUGUUAUCCUUGCGGUGGCCGCUCGCCGUGGAGUCCGACAAUUUCCGCAGGGGGCUAUUGGUUUUUUACACCCAUCUGCAGCCGCAGGUGGAGGCGGCGAGCGUGUGCUGUGGGUCGCCAUCCGCGCCAUUCAACAAGAUGACAUUGACAGAGGCAUUAGUCGCCAGUACGUUCUUUACUGUACACGAAUUGGGGGUGAUGAGAGUGCUGGUGGCGGUGGUGGUGGUGGCGGAGGGAAUGGUGAAAGCAAGGAGCAGCUGUUGGCGCAGAUUGUGCACCGGCAGUUUCAAAUUAAGUUGCUAAGGCCCAUAAAAGUGGUUUUCUUGAGGCCAGCCAUAACACGUUGGCUUGACGGUGGUCGCUACCCCUUUCUGACGCUACUCCUGCAGGCUGUGUGUGGUAGUAUCUUGUUGUUCUAUGAAACAUGUAUUGUCAACAGCAUGACGCCUUUGGUGAUUGAAAGUGUCGGUAUUCCCGGGAUUUAUCCGCUGCUCGCCUUGUUCGCCAAGGCUCGAAUUAUUACCUACACCCACUACCCUGUCAUCACAACGAUCAUGACGCAGCGUGUGGAAAGUGGCGAAAAACGGUACAACAACCGAGGCGUGCUGGCGCGUCACCACACACUUCGAAUGGCAAAGGUCGCGUAUUACAAGCUAUUCUCUUGUUUUUAUUGGUGGCUGGGGCAAUUCCCCGUUCUUGUUAUGACCAACUCGCGGUGGACGAUGCGGCAUAUUGAGCAGCUGUGGAAGCCCAAGGUGCCGACGCUCGUUUACCCACCAUGUGCCGUCAGCCACUUUACGCCGCUUAGCAAACCACCGGAGCAGCGCUGUAACACUGUGGUAAGUGUGGGUCAGUUCAGGCCAGAGAAGAAUCAUCUGUUGCAGCUGCGCGCCUUUGCCAGAGCGCUUCCACGUCUCCCGGCGGAUGCGCGGCUCAUCAUGGUUGGUGGGGCCCGCGGCCCUGAAGAUAAGAGACGGGCAUCAGAACUCGUUGAGGAAGCGAAGGCGAGAGGCAUCUUGGACCGUGUUGAGGUACGUGUUGAUGUGCCAAUUGCAGAAGUAGGUGAGUUGCUGACAAGCUGUAGUGUGGGGCUACACACAAUGGAGGACGAGCACUUUGGUAUUGUAAUUGUGGAGUUCAUUGCUUGCGGCUGCAUUCCGCUCGGCCACAACAGCGGUGGUGUCUGUCUUGACAUUAUUAGGUCGACUGAUAUUGGCUUCUUAGCUACAACGGAGGAUGAAUACGCCGACCGCAUCGUGGAGAUCUUCCAUAUGAAGCUGCAGAGGCCGCUCGUGUACAAGACGUUUCAGGAGCAUGGGCUACGCGCUAUUGCGCGCUUCAGCGACGAGUCUUUCCGGGACAACUUCAUGAUGGCGGUGCGUUCCCACCUGGAGGCGUGA
Trypanosoma grayi is the source of this 1455-nucleotide messenger RNA. RefSeq names its product glycosyl transferase. Gene Ontology annotation, biological process: protein N-linked glycosylation. The transcript has a single exon. The record is from RefSeq and is a predicted model, not a curated record. The coding region runs from base 1 to 1455 and encodes 484 amino acids. Gene Ontology annotation, molecular function: GDP-Man:Man(3)GlcNAc(2)-PP-Dol alpha-1,2-mannosyltransferase activity. Lineage: Eukaryota; Euglenozoa; Kinetoplastea; Trypanosomatida; Trypanosomatidae. Gene Ontology annotation, cellular component: endoplasmic reticulum membrane.